CCAAUUAUAGUCUUUAGUAUUACUAAAUUAUUUAUUCUUUUAUUUCUCAAAAAUGGAUGGUGAAGAAGUUGCUGCUCUUGUUAUUGACAAUGGUUCUGGUAUGUGUAAAGCCGGUUUUGCUGGUGAUGAUGCACCAAGAGCUGUUUUCCCUUCAAUCGUAGGUAGACCAAGACAUCAAGGUAUCAUGGUCGGUAUGGGUCAAAAAGAUUCCUACGUUGGUGAUGAAGCUCAAUCAAAAAGAGGUAUUUUAACCUUAAGAUAUCCAAUUGAACAUGGUAUCGUUACAAACUGGGAUGAUAUGGAAAAGAUCUGGCAUCAUACUUUCUACAACGAGUUAAGAGUUGCUCCAGAAGAACACCCAGUUUUAUUAACUGAAGCUCCAAUGAACCCAAAAUCCAAUAGAGAAAAAAUGACCCAAAUCAUGUUUGAAACUUUCAACGUUCCUGCUUUUUACGUCUCUAUUCAAGCUGUUCUCUCCUUAUAUUCUUCCGGUAGAACCACCGGUAUUGUUUUAGAUUCUGGUGAUGGUGUUACCCACGUUGUCCCAAUUUACGCUGGUUUUUCUUUACCUCAUGCUAUCUUAAGAAUUGAUUUGGCUGGUAGAGACUUGACUGACUACUUGAUGAAAAUUCUUUCUGAACGUGGUUACAGUUUCUCCACCACUGCUGAAAGAGAAAUUGUUCGUGACAUUAAAGAAAAAUUAUGUUAUGUUGCUUUAGACUUUGAUCAAGAAAUACAAACCUCUGCUCAAUCUUCUGCUAUUGAAAAAUCUUAUGAAUUGCCAGAUGGUCAAAUUAUCACAAUUGGUAAUGAAAGAUUCAGAGCCCCAGAAGCCUUAUUCCAUCCAUCUGUUUUAGGUUUGGAAGCUGCUGGUAUCGAUCAAACUGCUUACAACUCUAUCAUGAAGUGUGAUGUUGAUGUUAGAAAAGAAUUAUACGGUAAUAUUGUCAUGUCUGGUGGUACCACCAUGUUCCCAGGUAUUGCUGAACGUAUGCAAAAAGAAAUCACUGCUUUGGCUCCUUCUUCUAUGAAAGUUAAAGUCAUUGCUGCCCCUGAACGUAAAUAUUCUGUCUGGAUUGGUGGUUCCAUUUUGGCUUCAUUAUCAACUUUCCAACAAAUGUGGAUCUCAAAACAAGAAUAUGAUGAAUCUGGACCAUCAAUUGUUCAUCAUAAAUGUUUUUAAGGUAAUUAAUCAAUUAUUUAAUUAUUCAUUUUUAAUUAAUAUAGUUUUUUAGUUUUUUGCACAUUUGUUUUGUUUAGUUUUUUUAUAAUUUUAAUUUAAUUUAAUUUGAUACUAUUUAGAUUCCACUUUAUUUUUUUU
Messenger RNA from Ascoidea rubescens DSM 1968, 1321 nucleotides. RefSeq names its product actin (gene ACT1). The coding region runs from base 53 to 1183 and encodes 376 amino acids. Lineage: Eukaryota; Fungi; Ascomycota; Saccharomycetes; Ascoideales; Ascoideaceae. The transcript has 3 exons. The record is from RefSeq and is a predicted model, not a curated record.